This is a messenger RNA of Adineta ricciae, 252 nucleotides long. NCBI's taxonomy places the organism in Eukaryota, Metazoa, Rotifera, Eurotatoria, Adinetida, Adinetidae. The record is from the annotation of a GenBank genome assembly.
AUGUUGAUUCCUCCUAAUCGUCCGGGUGGUUUUGGUUAUCCACCAAAUGGUAUGAUGCGUUCAAACGGUCCACAAAUAGGACCAGAACCUCUUCGCUAUAGAGCAGGAAGAAGCACUUAUCUUCCGAAUGGACAACCUGUUUAUAUUCCUAUGACAAGAGCCGAACUUCAUAAUACUACUAUUCUUCCCCAGUACGAUGCACCUAUCGUUAGUGCAAUGUCACCUGGUGUCGGCUUUAGUGUCCCAAUAUAA